CCUUCCCCACAAGUUCCAUCCGUAGCCAUGUUGGCUCAAGCGUUUCACCGAUCAAGUGGGGAUCGUCCUGAGCCUCCCCCCUGCGGGCUCAAGACAUUUUGUCCGUUCGAUGCCUGUCAUACCCGAUGAUUGGGCGUCGGUGCCCGGAGGUCCUGAUGACCGCGCUGUGCCAUUGAACGACGUGGGCAACGCGAGCGGUGUGAGGAAUGAAGGCUUUACGAGGCUGCACGAGACCGUGAAGAAAACCUCCGCGAAGCUGCACGAGACCGUGAAGCGCAACAAAGGCGUCGCUGCGUUGAUCGGAGCGUUGCUCGUCGUGCUCGUCUUGCUCGUCGUGGUGUGGCUGCAGUUAUAUGUGUUACAGCGGCAUGCAGAUGCUGUGGGUCCCCCCCGCAGGCCGCACGGAGCUUCUCCGGAGAGGGCGCCAGGCGAGACUGGCAGCGCCUGGGCAAAGUUCCCGAGCGGGAUGCCAGAGCGCUGCCAGCUGCAGCACCUCGACAAGCCGCGCCAGCUCCACAUGGCGAGCACCCCGGGCCAGUCGUCGAAGUCGUUCAAGGUCGAGCACGUUGACGAUGGGAGCGUGUCGCUGAAGACUUCGCGCGGCCUCUACCUGGUAGCCCACAGGGAGACCAGGAACAUCCUCCUGCAGAAAGACAUCAUGGGCAAGAAAAACAGCUCCGAGGACUCGGUCGUGGACGGCCACUUCACGGCUUUUCAUCAGGGGGAAUGCCAGGUGUCUCUGAGAACCUCCAGCGGUUACUUCGUCAGCGCUUUGGGAGAUGGUAUGCUUGAUGCGAGCUACCUGAAGGUAGGCGCGAGGGAGAUCUUUGAUACUUGCCUAAAUCCAGAUGGUACUGUCGCUUUGCGCAUGUGGGAUGGUACGUAUUUGGAUGCGGAGCAGCUAAUGCAGAGAGAUCACAGGUACGCGGUUGCUUCCAGUGAGGUAUUUUCUUCAAAGGCGUUGUUCAGAACGCUCGCACGUGGCAAGGGUGAAGUAGCUUUGGCUUCUUGGUACGGUACCUAUUUGUCGGUUGACCCGGAUGGCACCAUCACUGCGAAUUGCACAAACAUCGAGAGGUCAGAACGGUUUACCAUUGAACACGUUUCGGGGGACCCACUUCUCAUCGCAUUAAAGACGUCGUCCGGCAAAUAUGUUGAAAUAGCGAAUAGAAGAGUUGUGGCUACUUCGAAGAAGACUUCGACAUGCGGUACGUUUAACAUCAGUGAGACAUCUGGUAGUUACAUGGGCCUCAAAAGUUGUCACCUGCAUAUCUCGGUGGAGAGAGUCCCAAUUUAUACAUUCCUCGGAUACCGUGCCGUGUCGUCAGAUGACAAGUUCCAGUUAAAAAAUGUGAAUAUCGGUAAUCUUGCUGGAGUAAUGUGGUACCUGCACAAUGAGGUAGUCGUUGAAACGCCCAAUAAAUUUGGUAUUUCCCGUAUCGUCCGAGCCCGGUUCAGGGUAACAGCUCCGGACAAGCUGUUAUCAAUCGGGAUGCAUUUUGGCGUGCGGUUUUCUUACGAUGCUGGAAUGUGUAAUGGCUUUGGCGUAGGGCAAGACUUACAGGGCAAAGGCUCAUGCGAUCCGUUCUACAAGAAAUAUGGUUUCUUCGUGGGCUGUAACUACCUGAACCACUUCCCGUUCCCAAUGCCAUCUCAGGGGUACCCGAACCAUUAUCGUGGAGCUCGAUGGUAUAGCCUACCUGCUGAAUCUUUUUGCGGGGAGGGCGAUAUCGUUCCUACAGGCGAACCAGACUGCAUCUACAGUUACGAGCUCGCAGGGGAAAUCGACAUUUCUGAAUUGGCAGGCAUUAAGGACUACGAUGCAUUCAUUCGCCAGGGAGGGCGCGAGUACGAAAGAGCCCCAGACGUCGGCAAGUCAUGCGGAUUCUGGGACCAGAAGUUUAGCACGGACCACUGCGACGAAAGGCUCAAAGCUGCCAGGCACAUGUUCGCUAAGAAGCACCCUGACACGCCCCAGGACGAGCUCGACGACCAGGAGCCGCCGUGCGAUUUCGACUGCUACCGCUUCUACGACGGCGACCCGCCGGACCUCUGCAACGAGACGUUGCAGGCCGAGGUCGCAGCAGGGACGCAUCCGAUGUCGGCGCCCGAAUGGACGUGGGACUACGGCAUGAACGUCUCGGGGGUCUGAGGCCACUUGCCGUAGGUGGCCGCAGCAUGUCGCUGCCUGGCGCAGGCGCCGUCGUGAUCAAGCGCCCGACGGGGCGCGACCGGGCCGGCUUUAAAGGCGGGCGCCGCGCGUUGAUUGACGGGGCUCCCAGCAUAUCCCAUUGGCAUCGUUCGGACAUGUGCAUUUUUUCUCGGCCAGGACCAUCGAUGAGAGUUGUUGCUCACCCUGCGAAAACAUGC
Molecule: messenger RNA, 2370 nt
Organism: Prorocentrum cordatum
Lineage: Eukaryota; Dinophyceae; Prorocentrales; Prorocentraceae
Source: the annotation of a GenBank genome assembly